UAGCAAAAGUUGGAUGUGGAUCAGCUAUUAUUGUUGAUAUUUCCAUUUAAAUAGAAAUGUAGUGUGUCUGGCGACUCCCGCACCAUCUAUAAUUUUCACUGGUGUCGAUUUUGUGUGCUGGUUGUACAAUUUAGAAAAAUUGUCCCUUUUCGAUUGCAAAUACAAAAUAAUAUAGAUUUUAAUUUCUUAAUAAACAAUUUUGAAAGUUUUACCUCAUUACUAUGGCUGACAUGAAAUCUGUUUUCCAUGAGUGGUGCUCAAAGCAUAAACUAGAACCAAAAUUUGAAGUUCGUCCGACUGGACCAAAGCAUCGCCAACGAUUUUUGUGUGAAGUACGAGUGCCGAAUCAUCCCUACGUGGCGGCAGGUAAUUCUACGAACAAAAAAGAUGCAGAACGCAAUGCAGCUCGGGAUUUCAUGAGUUUUUUGGUACGUACCGGUAAAGUAAAUGCGUCUGAUAUACCUGCGGACGCAGGAAUGGCAGCUAUAGCACCUGCAACUAACGCUGAAGGGGGCGGUGAAAGAUAUGGUUCUCAACGCAAAUUCUUUGAUGGUGGGAUGGGACCACAAGAUUUGGGUCAGGCUUAUCAACCCAUAGAGCGUGAGAUCAAUCCAGUGGAUAGAGCACGUGAACAAUUGGAAAUGAAAGAAGCUGAGUCAGUAGAUGUAAAUGCAGCCAUACAUGGUAAUUGGACUAUCGAAAACGCAAAGGCAAAACUUCACCAAUUCAUGCAGAUGAACAAAUUAACAGCGGAUUAUAAGUAUACGCCCGUUGGUCCAGAUCACGCCAGGUAAAAUGUCGAUUAUGUAUAUAAAAUCAUUACACUACAUACAUACAUAUGUAUUUCAUUUAAAUUCAUUCUGUUUUAAGUGAGCUCAUCUCUUCGAUUUUAUAUCAAUAAAUCAAAGAGGAAAGCUUCGAUUAUUUAUGUCGUACCUGUGGCAAAGUGAAGACUGGGUGAAAUAUAGUAACUGCAAUUGAAACCAAAAAAGAUCAAAACUUUCACAUAUGUGGCAAUGUGCGAUAAUUUGCAAACAUCUGGUUUUAGUUGAAUUUAUAACAUACAUAUAUGAGACGAGUAUUUUCAACCCUAUUUCAGUUGAAAGUUUUCGCCUAUGUUUAUUAAUUAAAAAUUUACGUAAAAUCAUUAAUUGGUAUCAUAACUUGUGCUUUGUACAGUUUGUCAAGGAAUUGUGUAGCAAACAAUUAAAAACGAUUUAAAUAUAAAGUAGUUAAACUAUCGUUUAUUUAAGUCUUUUCUGUUUUUGUGUGAAUAUAUUCUGUUAAAUUAUUUAUGUUAUGAAAAAUUUAUACAUCUUUACUUUCUAAACAAUUCUUUGACAGACUGUAUUUAGGACACUACUAUAUUAGAAACUUUUCUUUAACUGCGAAAAGAAAAUGAAAAUAAACAAAAUAUCUAAAUACUCUUAAUACCAAUGUGAUUUAUCCUGUAUGAUUUUUUAUAAUCCAGUAGCUUUGGGUAUAUUAAGUUUGCAAAGUAACGCACAGUGCCACAAUACUUAAAAGGUAUUCUUCUAAGGCCUAUAUUCACUACACCACAGAAAAUUGCCAUUGGAGCUUUAUGGCUGAAAUGCAAAUUUUCGUGCGUCAACUAAAACGUACAGUUACCGCACGCGAGACUGGUUCCAAUAAACAAUCAGCAAGUAAAUCAUGCGCUUUGUCUUUGGUACGUCAACUUUAUCAUUUGGGUGUAAUUGAGGCUUUUAGUGGCACAUUGAAGCAACGCAAAGACGAUGCGGAUAUGAAACCGUAUCCAGUCAAAAUUUCUGAAAAUCUAAUGCAAAAAGUCGAAGAAUGCAUUCGAGAACUUGACCUACCGGUUAUUAAUCCUUUCAAUAUAAAAGCGGAAAAUGAGAAUACUGGUGUGAGCUUACUUAUCCCUACCAAUAGGGAAGCAAGAAGUCAAAACGACGAGGCCUCUCAAAUGCAGGGUUCAGUUAUACCUUGGGCUCCGCCACAACCUAAUUGGAACGCAUGGAAUGCUUGUAAUAUUGACGAGGGUUAUUUGGCUACAGCCACUUUAGAUGAUCUCUGCGAAGAUCUCGAAACAACUUCGAAAGAAAAGCGAAUGAAUAAUGUAGAACUGCAGAAAUUCAUUGAGUUUCGUGAAUGUCUCCCCAUUGCGGCUAUGCGCAAUGAAAUAAUGUCUAACAUACAUGAGUAUCCUGUCGUUAUCAUACGCGGAAACACUGGUUGCGGCAAAACAACACAAAUUGCACAAUAUAUAUUGGAGGAUUACAUUGCAUCCGGUCAGGGUGCCUUCUGUAAUAUUUAUGUCACGCAACCACGUCGUAUUUCAGCUAUUUCGGUGGCAGAACGGGUCGCCGCCGAGCGUUGUGAGAAUCUUGGCGAAGCGGUUGGAUACUCAGUCCGUUUCGAAACGGUUACACCGCGCCCCUAUGGCGCCAUCUUAUUCUGUACGGUCGGUGUGCUGUUGCGCAAACUUGAGGGCGGCUUACGUGGCAUCUCUCACAUUAUUGUGGAUGAAAUUCACGAGCGUGAUGUAAAUAGUGACUUUUUAUUGGUCAUACUACGUGAUAUGGUACACACAUAUCCCGAUUUACAUGUCAUUCUAAUGUCUGCUACAAUUGAUACAACAUUAUUUUCGGAGUAUUUUGGUAAAUCUCCAGUUUUAGAAAUUCCCGGACGUGCUUUCCCUGUACAACAAUUCUUCUUAGAAGAUUGUGUAGAAAUGACAAAGUUUAUGCCGACACCUGAAUCACGCAAGAAGAGCAAAGAUCGCGAUGAUGAGGAAAAAUCUGUAAUAGCUGAGAAUGGUGAGGAUGCAAAUGAUCAAAAUUUGAACAAAGUUUGCGACGCAAAAUACUCACAGCAAACUAAAACGGCAAUGGCAUUGUUGUCCGAGUCCGAAUGUUCGUUUGAAUUGAUCGAAGCGCUUUUGGUGCAUAUUAAAUCGAAGAAUAUACCGGGAGCUGUGCUUAUCUUUUUACCUGGUUGGAAUCUAAUUUUCGCUUUGAUGAAGUAUUUGCAGAACUCACAAUUCGGUGGAACACAAUAUCGCAUAUUGCCAUGCCAUUCGCAAAUUCCACGAGAGGAUCAAAGAAAAGUGUUUGAGUCAGUGCCAGAUGGCGUAACAAAGAUCAUACUGUCCACCAAUAUUGCUGAAACAUCUAUAACAAUUGACGACAUUGUUUUUGUUAUUGAUAUCUGCAAGGCGCGCAUGAAGAUGUUCACCUCACACAAUAAUCUCACAAGCUAUGCCACCGUUUGGGCAGCCAGAUCGAAUUUGGAGCAACGUAAAGGUCGCGCUGGUCGCGUUCGACCGGGUUUCUGUUUUACCCUUUGCUCUCGUGCUCGUUUUCAGAGACUUGAGGAAAGCAUGACACCUGAGAUAUUUCGUACACCAUUACAUGAAUUGGCACUCUCCAUCAAACUGUUGCGUCUUGGUUCUAUUCAUCAGUUUUUAUCAAAGGCUUUGGAGCCACCUCCAUUGGAUGCCGUUAUCGAAGCUGAGGUGCUUUUACGCGAUAUGCGCUGUUUGGAUGAUAAUGAUGAGUUGACACCGUUGGGGCGCAUUUUGGCGCGUUUGCCGAUUGAGCCUCGACUAGGUAAAAUGUUGAUAUUAGGCUCAGUGUUUGGCUGCGCGGACAUAUUGGCGAACAUGGCCUCUUACUCGAGCACUUUCUCCGAGAUAUUUGCAUUAGACAUUGGGCAACGGCGUUUGGCAAAUCACCAAAAACAAUUGGGCGGGCGCAAAUGUUCUGAUCAUGUUGCUAUGAUAGUCGCUACACAGAUGUGGGAAAACGCCAAGAAUCGUGGCGAAGAGGAAGAGAUAAAGUUUUGCGAGUGGAAGGGGUUGCAGUUAUCAACCAUGCGCGUUAUGUCCGAGGCCAAAGGUCAGCUUUUAGAUUUGUUGCAACAAACCGGAUUUCCAGAGGAGUCAAUGAUAUCGUAUAAAGUGGAUGCGAAUAAUGAUGAUCCGGUUUUGGAUAUGGCUACUGCAUUGCUUUGUUUGGGUUUGUAUCCAAACGUUUGCGUACACAAGGAGAAACGUAAGGUUUUGACAACGGAAUCCAAGGCCGCACUUUUACAUAAGACUUCGGUUAAUUGCAGCAACUUGGCUGUAACUUUCCCCUAUCCGUUCUUCGUAUUUGGCGAGAAGAUAAGAACUCGUGCUGUCUCCUGCAAGCAGUUGACAAUGGUGGCGCCAUUACACUUGCUGCUCUUUGGUUGUCGUAAAGUGGAUUUUAUUAAAGAUAAUAUAAUUCGGCUAGAUAAUUGGCUUAACCUUGAAAUGGAUCCCCAACAUGCUGCUGCAUUGGCAGCGCUGAAACCGGCUAUUGAAACCCUUAUCACUAUUGCAUGUGAUAGACCAGAUGAAAUUGGUCAACUCGAAGAGCCACAAGCGAAACUUAUAAAUGUUGUAAAGGAGUUAUGUGUUAUAAAUGCUGGUGAUUAUAAUAUUACCAGGGAGGCUGGUGUGUUACCCUUCCAAAGUCGACAAGGCGGUGGUGGUGGCCAUAGUGGUGGUCCACCCAAUAAGCGUGGACGUUUCGAUGGCGGCAGUGGUUAUAGUGGAUGGAAUCGUGGUGGCGGUGGCAGCAAUUGGGGCUCAGGUGGUGGUGGCAACUGGGGCCGCGGUAGUUUUGGACGAGGUAGCGGAACCAACCAAUGGGGCCGCUACGGAGGUGGUGGCAGAGGCAGAUUUUAAGUGUUUACAUAUUUUGUAAAAGAUGAUAUCGCAGAAUAUUUUAUCUCAUUUUAUAGAAUAUAAUUGCUAAUAAAAGUACAUUCAUUAAAAUAUGUAUUCUAAAACUAA
Bactrocera oleae (olive fruit fly) is the source of this 4801-nucleotide messenger RNA. NCBI's taxonomy places the organism in Eukaryota, Metazoa, Arthropoda, Insecta, Diptera, Tephritidae. The record is from RefSeq and is a predicted model, not a curated record.